Thyridium curvatum is the source of this 1524-nucleotide messenger RNA. RefSeq lists its product as uncharacterized. Gene Ontology annotation, biological process: fatty acid elongation, monounsaturated fatty acid; fatty acid elongation, polyunsaturated fatty acid; very long-chain fatty acid biosynthetic process. The transcript has 2 exons. Gene Ontology annotation, molecular function: fatty acid elongase activity. Gene Ontology annotation, cellular component: endoplasmic reticulum membrane. Lineage: Eukaryota; Fungi; Ascomycota; Sordariomycetes; Thyridiales; Thyridiaceae. The coding region runs from base 1 to 1524 and encodes 507 amino acids. The record is from RefSeq and is a predicted model, not a curated record.
AUGGCUUCCGCACAGCCCGUCAUGGCAACUCUGCCCUCCUCGUCCUUUUUCAAGUUCCCACCCAAUUCGAGCCCGGCUUUCAUUCCUCCUCCGCCCCCGGGCUCCAUGGCCUUCGCUCCGCCCUUCGAGAUUCCCGAUCACGUCUAUACCGCCCUGCUCGACCCCAGGGUCCCCCUCACCAUUGCCACUGUGUAUGCCGUGACUGUCAAGGCCCUCAACAGGUACAACAAGUCCACCAACAAGCGGCCGUGGGGCAUCAGCAAGACCAAACCCUUCUUCUGGUUUGUCGUCCUCCACAACGUCUUCCUGGCCGUCUACUCGGCAUGGACCUUCUGGGGCAUGCUCGGCGCUCUGCGCCGCACCAUUGUGAGCCCCAUGGGCCCGACCGGGCUGGCCGGCACCGUCGACAGCUUCUGCAAGCUCAGCGGCGCGCCGGGACUCGGCAACUCUGCCUACUUUGACGAGGAGACGAACCAGUGGCAGAGCUUCGCCGCCGGUGCCGUCCCCGGCAUGGAGCCCAGCCGCACCCAGCCCGGCCGCAUGUGGAACGAGGGCCUGGCCUUCUACGGCUGGAUCUUCUACCUGAGCAAGUUCUACGAGGUCCUCGACACCUUCAUCAUCCUGGCCAAGGGCAAGUUCAGCUCGACCCUGCAGACCUACCACCACGCCGGCGCCAUGCUGUGCAUGUGGGCCGGCAUGCGCUACAUGAGCUCCCCGAUCUGGAUGUUCUGCUUCGUCAACUCGGGCAUCCACGCCAUGAUGUACACCUACUACACGAUCACGGCCUUCAACAUCAAGGUUCCCAUGCUCAUCAAGCGCUCCCUGACCACCCUGCAGAUCACCCAGUUCCUCGUCGGCGCCUCCUACGCCAUGGCCCACUCCUUCGUCUCCUACACCGUUCCGGUCGCCGUCAAGGUCGCCCAGAACACCACGGCCGGCGCCUCCGCCGCCGCCGCCGAGGAGCCCGCGCUCAUUGAUAACAUCAAGAACCUGAUCCUCGGCGCCGCCUCCAAGGUCGCCCAGCCCAUCGCCCCCUCGGCGGCCUCGCAGCAGGCCGCCGCCGGAACCGCCGCGGAGCACACGACGUACGCGCAAAAGGUGGUGCCCUGCAUCACGACGUCGAGCCAGACCUUUGCCAUCUGGCUCAACGUGCUGUACCUGGCGCCCCUGACGUACCUGUUUGUGAGCUUCUUCAUCGCCUCGUACAUUCGCCGGAGCACGGCCGAGAGCGCGCGCGCGAGCAAGAAGAGCCGGGCCCUGUCGGCCGCCGACGGCAAGGGCGGCGCCGACGCCGCGACGGCGGCCGUGCUGCGCCGCCUCAGCAACGUCGUGCUCGCCGAGAAGGCGGGCUGGGAUGCGGCCCGCGGCCUGGAGAAGGAGGUCUACGGCGAGAGCAAUGGCGACGGCAGCGCGGUCGUCUUUGAGGAGGAGGAGGAUGGCGACGAGGCUGCGCCGGCCAAGUUGGCUGUGCCGGCCAAGGGGGCUAACGGCAAGGCCAAGUCUGGCAAGAAGGGCAAGAGGUGA